Messenger RNA from Anoplopoma fimbria (sablefish), 4416 nucleotides. RefSeq names its product sulfite oxidase (gene suox). The transcript is spliced from 5 exons. Gene Ontology annotation, cellular component: mitochondrion. The record is from RefSeq and is a predicted model, not a curated record. Gene Ontology annotation, molecular function: molybdenum ion binding; oxidoreductase activity; heme binding. Lineage: Eukaryota; Metazoa; Chordata; Actinopteri; Perciformes; Anoplopomatidae. Bases 85 to 1809 code for a protein of 574 amino acids.
AACGCCCCUCGCUCAGUGCUUGUGUAACGUUUGAGGACAUCUGGACACAAGCAGGCGACCGACGCGACACCAAACAUCAGUGCAAUGCUGCUUCUCAGACGCUGCCACAGCCUGACUCGACUUGGCCCUCUCAACACUCAAAGGCUUCAAGUGUCGCCUGCUGUGGCCUCGUGUGCAGUUCGUCUCUGGAGCAGCAGCAGUGAGGACCAGAGAUCGUACCAGCGUGCCCACAGUCCCAGCUGGAGACAUGCCCUGGCAGGACUGCUGGCUGGUACCGGUGCUGUACUGGCUUAUGGCCUCCAUCACCACAAGGCUGAGCAGGAAGACGCCAUUAGAGCGCACACAAUAGAGAAGACCUCAGCUUUUCCCAUCUUCAGCCAGAAAGAGGUCACCAGUCACCGCUCUCUGGAAGAUGGCGUGUGGGUCACUUACAAAGGUGGCGUAUACGACAUCACUGAGUUUGUGGCCAUGCACCCUGGUGGGGAUAAAAUCUUGCUGGCAGCAGGUGGAGCCCUUGAACCCUUCUGGGCGCUGUAUGCUGUACACAACCAGGAACAUGUGCUGGAAAUGCUCUCAGAGUAUAAGGUUGGUGAGCUGAGUGCAGAAGACCUGAAGAAGCAGAAGGCUAUUAAGACAUCGGACCCCUACUCCACUGACCCCGACCGUCACCCCGUCCUGCACAUCAACAACCUCAAGCCCUUCAAUGCUGAGCCGCCUCCUGAAAUCCUCUCUGACAGCUUCAUCACCCCCUCUGCUUUAUUCUUCAAAAGAAACCACCUGCCAGUUCCUCAGGUGGACCCGGCUUCAUAUCAGCUGCAGGUAGAGGGACUUCCUGGAGGAGUGCUGACCCUGUCUUUAGAAGAGCUGAAGACUCGAUUCCCCAAACACACCGUCACCGCCACGCUGCAGUGUGCCGGUAACCGUCGCUCUGAGAUGAAUAAGAUCAAGCAGGUGAAAGGACUGAACUGGGGCAUUGCGGCGAUCAGUAACGCCACAUGGAGCGGUGCGAGGCUUAGGGAUGUGCUGCUGGCCGCUGGAUACGGGCCCGAUGUGGCCCAGCGGGCUUUCCACGUUCAGUUUGAAGGACUGGACAAAGACGUGACAGGGACUACCUACGGCGCUUCCAUCCCUCUAAACAAGGCAGUUGGUGAGGAAGGUGAUGUGUUGCUGGCUUAUGAGAUGAACGGCGCGGAUCUCCCCGCCGACCAUGGCUACCCCGUCAGAGUUGUGGUACCGGGCAUAGUCGGCGCACGCAAUGUGAAAUGGCUGGGGAAGAUCAUAGUGAGUGCAGACGAAAGCAGCAGCCACUGGCAGCAGAACGACUACAAGGGCUUCUCCCCCGGGACGGACUGGGACACGGUGGACUUCAAGUCUGCUCCGGCGAUCCAAGAGCUGCCUAUUCAGUCGGCCAUCACCACACCGGCAGACGGUGCUGUGGUUGAUCGCAGUUUGGAAGAGGUGACGGUGAAGGGUUACGCCUGGAGUGGCGGGGGAAGGGAAGUGGUACGUGUAGAUGUUUCUCUGGAUGGAGGAAAGACAUGGCAGGUCGCCCAACUGAGGAGCAGCGAGAAGGGACAAGCACCUGAACCCUCGCCACCACCGGGACGAGCCUGGGCCUGGAAGCUGUGGGAGGUAACGGCUCCUCUUCCUCCGGAGGCUCAGGAGCUGGAGAUAGUUUGCAAGGCGGUUGAUAACAGUUACAACAUGCAGCCGGACACAGUUGCUCCCAUCUGGAAUCUAAGAGGUGUGCUGAGCAACGCCUGGCACAGAGUGAACGUGAAGAUCAGAGAGGAUGAGAGCGAGGAAUAGACUGUGUGGUUGGAUCCACAUUAAAAAUCCAAAAGGUUUAUGCCCCAAAGAGUCAUCAGAGAGUGGACAUUGUUUUAAAUCUGUCACUAAAGCCGGGCUCAGGCUACAUUUUUGGCACGUUUUAACCAAGAUUAACCCUUUAUGAUCAUCGGAGGGGGAAAUGCAUUCUGGGACUUUGGUUACUACCGAUGUUCAGCCCAGAUUAUCUAGUAAUGUGAGGUGUUAACAGAUCCAGUCUUAAAACACCCGAACCGUUCACACCCUCAUCGGUGCCGCCCGAUAAUUUCUAACAUUAUUGUUAUUUAGAGUUAAAUCUGGAUGAUGAUGUCAGUACGUUUUGAGUGGAACCACAACAGCCAAUGAGAGAAACAAGCGGGAGAAGCUGACUGUGUUGCCAAGCAACGAUAAAUGUUCUAGCCCUCAAGGCUAACAUUACUCAGCAUACUACUGUUGCUAGAAAUUAGAGAGAUCACAUGAUGUGGUGCGUUUCUCCUCUAGCAUGAUAAUCUUAAAAAUAUCCCUCCUAUAUUUUCAAAUAUUGUAGUGCCUGCAUGUUUGUGAAGAUUCUCCUUAUGUGUGGGAUACCACUCAGUUUUAAAACUCCUGUGGUCUGAGCCCGGCUUAACUCAAUAGGAAAAGUGACUGAAAAAAAAUACUGCAGGACUUUUUGACACAUGGUUUUGAGUAUUUAUGCAAUCAUGUUGCUUGUGAGAUUUGAGAUGAGGGUAACCAUCCCUAUUAAACCUACCAAAUCUGCUUUUCUGACAUUUUUAUAAAUACUUUCCCAAUUUAAGUGAGAACAUUGGAGUUGGUAAAGUAAAUUUAAUCUCUCAUUUGAAUUUUCAAAUUUGUUUUAUUGUUUAAUUUGUGAAAAUAUGUCUGUCACGAGUUUAAAGGGUACCUAAUGUACCCUUUAAGCCCGUGGGUGUUCCAAAUAAGCCAACUUCAUGAUUUGAUGAUAAAUAUAUAUUUAUUUUAAAAAAUCUUAACAAUACAAACUUGUUCUACUCAAAUCUGUAAUCUAUUUUCACUUAUAUCCUAUGGCCUCUAAAUUGCAUUUCAAAUAGACUUGACCAGCCUUUUCUGUGUGUUGUCAACGCAGGAAAAGCUUAACUUACAAAAUGUCUUCUUUGGAAUUUGGCCAAUACAGUUUACGAACAAAAUCAAAACUAUAAUGGAAAUUACCUCAUUAUUCAUCUUCCAUUAUGUGUUGUCAUUUUGUCGGUAUCUCUAUCCUAUAAUGGGCUGUUGACAUUUGAAAUUGACUAAAUUUUCUGGUCCAGUCAACUGGUUGAAAGUGCCGAUUGUGUCUUUAAGAUUUCUGAAGGCAGACUGACGGAAAGAAAAACAGUAGUUUUGCAUAUAAACAGUUUGCAGACUCAUUACUAAUGUUCUAAGGACAGUAAAAAUAGAUUCACAAUUAAAUAUUUACUAACUUUAAUUGAUUUAAAUUGAUUUUCAAAUGUGUAUUACAAACACAUUUCAUGCACGGUCAUGAUUGUAGUUCUUAUAGUUUUCUCCUACUAAAUAAUUGAUAACUAUCCAGUUGACUUAAUGGGAACAUCAUUGAAUUUAUGGUUAAAAUAAGUUUUUUCUAUGCACAUGAAUCGAUUGAGUAGAAAUAAGCAGUAAUAAUCCUCUGAGAGUACCAAAAUGUUUUUUUGCAACUUUUUCUGGGAUCAGCAGGUACAUGUCACACAUGUACUUCAAUGACUUAAUAGUGACAAAUCCAAUUGACAUGAAUAAAAAUGUAUGUAACAAACAACUUUAUUGGAAGCAAAACAUUUUUUAGAUAUAUAUAUAUAUAUUUUAUUUUUUUUGACUAAGAAGUUGCAAGUGGGCUUAUAUGGUACAUGGAAGAAAGCUGAAGUCUGUCAGUGAAAACAUUUCCGUUAUAUCUAGUGAAGAUGAUUAACUUACACUCUGGUCUUAAGUGAACGCUUGAGUCAGUAAAUCCUCAAGUCUCUUUAUUUGUAGAAAAGAAAACAUUUAUUUUUGUAAUCUGUAUUUUGACAUUCUCAAUGCUUAAGGUGUGCACAGUAUAUUAAAAGGGUUGAAGUAAUUGUAUUAUUAACAUGAAUCGCAGUUUGAAAACCUAAUUUUAUGUUUAUUAUAUAGUCAUUACUUUAAUGAAGGCUACAAGAGUUGAAUGGAGUUUACACUUUACUGGAGAAAUAUAACCUGGAGUUUACUGAGACUGGAAUCAAAUUGUACGUUUUAAAACAUUGGAAGCAUUUAUUUAUCUGGUGCUUUGGCUUUGCUGAUGAAUAACUUUUGUAUGUGAGAAGAUAAUGAAAUAUCUUUUUAUGGGAAAAGUUUGAGUAUCUUGAAGGAAAAUGAUCAGGAGCAUAUGUCUGUGGUGUAGAUCAUCAAUUCUUGUGUUUAGUCUGCAAAUCAGAAGUGUACCGUGAUCUCUGUCAUUCACCAUUCAGUGUGUAGAGUUGCCCUCCACUGUUUCAACACCUCGCUGUGGGGAUGUAGCGACCGUUACCACGACGCAACACUCUGCAGAAGUCAGGCCGCUUUGUGCCCACAGUUUUGACUACACUGUUUGUGUAAAAUGUACAUUAUCGUUGACGAUGAUAAAUAAAGAGUUCUUAUUUUACA